UAAAAAAUUUUAAGGGUCAGACAGAAAUAUCAAUAGGGUUUUGAUACAUCGAUAUAAUAAGCUAGGGUUUCAAUUUCGUCCACCUCUUCCUCGUGGGCGACCCAUCUUUUCAAGCGAGCUGCUGUUCAGAUCUUCAAUCAAUUCUCAAAUUAUUUAUUGUUCAUUGUCGGCUUUCUCUUCAUGGCAACCCGUAUUCAAUUUGAAAACUCUUGUGAGGUUGGAGUUUUCUCCAAGCUGACAAAUGCAUACUGUUUGGUUGCAAUUGGAGGAUCAGAAAGUUUUUACAGUGCUUUUGAAGCUGAGCUUGCUGAUGUUAUACCCGUAGUCAAGACCUCAAUUGGAGGUACAAGAAUAAUUGGAAGACUAUGUGCAGGAAACAAGAAUGGGCUUCUCUUGCCUCACACUACCACUGAUCAGGAACUUCAACACUUGAGGAACAGCUUACCAGACCAAGUUGUUGUUCAGCGCAUUGAUGAACGUCUGUCUGCUUUAGGCAAUUGCAUAGCUUGCAAUGAUCAUGUUGCCCUUACACAUACUGAUCUGGACAAGGAAACAGAAGAACUCAUAGCUGAUGUUCUUGGAGUUGAAGUCUUCAGGCAAACAAUUGCCGGAAACAUUCUUGUUGGCAGUUAUUGCACCUUUUCCAAUAGGGGUGGCUUGGUUCAUCCGCAUACAUCCAUCGAGGACCUUGAUGAACUGUCCACCCUUCUCCAAGUCCCGCUGGUCGCUGGCACUGUUAACAGAGGGAGUGAAGUUAUUGCUGCUGGAAUGACUGUCAAUGACUGGACUGCAUUCUGUGGCGCCGACACUACUGCAACAGAGCUCUCUGUCAUUGAGAGCGUCUUCAAAUUGAGAGAAGCUCAACCAAGCGCUAUUGUGGAUGAAAUGAGGAAGUCUUUGAUUGACACAUAUGUCUAAUGCUGCGUUUCAUGCUUGAUCUGAAUGAGAUGUUUUGGGCGCCAAUGCCAAUCUAAUGAUAUUGUGUCUUACUUUGCACUGUAUCUGCUUUUUUAGAAAAGAAGAAAAAGAAGAGAAGUUUGGGUGAGAUUUAUCGUGACUAUAAUAACUUUGUUUUUCUGUUUGAUUAUUCACUCAGCAAGAAAUCUUUCUGAAUUGUUUUUGCUCUUUA
Messenger RNA from Dioscorea cayenensis subsp. rotundata (Guinea yam), 1129 nucleotides. RefSeq names its product eukaryotic translation initiation factor 6-2. Gene Ontology annotation, cellular component: nucleolus; preribosome, large subunit precursor; cytosol. The coding region runs from base 181 to 918 and encodes 245 amino acids. Gene Ontology annotation, biological process: maturation of LSU-rRNA; assembly of large subunit precursor of preribosome; cytosolic ribosome assembly. NCBI's taxonomy places the organism in Eukaryota, Viridiplantae, Streptophyta, Magnoliopsida, Dioscoreales, Dioscoreaceae. The record is from RefSeq and is a predicted model, not a curated record. The transcript is spliced from 7 exons. Gene Ontology annotation, molecular function: ribosomal large subunit binding.